Molecule: messenger RNA, 2859 nt
Organism: Molossus molossus (Pallas's mastiff bat)
Lineage: Eukaryota; Metazoa; Chordata; Mammalia; Chiroptera; Molossidae
Gene: PRF1
Product: perforin 1
Exons: 4
Coding region: 706-2373 (555 amino acids)
Biological process (GO): leukocyte mediated cytotoxicity
Molecular function (GO): calcium ion binding; pore-forming activity
Source: RefSeq, a predicted model, not a curated record
CGCCGUGGGACUCCAGGGGACAACCGAGGGGCUCUGAAAGACCCCCGAGUCUCGUACCUCUGGGGACUGCCGCGUUGCCUGGGAGACAGCACCGCGAGCUCGUCUGGUUAGAGGUGGAGAGGAGGUUCCAGACCAUACGUAAGCCCAGAUGAGACUCCAGGGCCACCUCGAAAUGAGGAAGAACCUUCUGACGAAUCACUGUCCGGAAGGGGCAAAGGCAGCUCCAAGUCCUGCCAGAACUCCGGCUGAGUGUCAGGAGACCGGGAGGGCAAACGGAGCGGCCUCGCCCCACACGGGACCUCAGGCACACGCCCAGAGUUCAGGCUGACCUUCAGGAGGCUCGGAGGGCGGGCCCCGAGGGAGAAUGGAGAGUGAGGCGCAGCCUCCUCCGGUAGGCGCAGUGGGAGGGAGAGCAGGAGGGCGCAGUGGGGGAAGCAUGGCCUGUUCCAGGGCCCAAAUGGCACUUCUUCAGAAUCCUGAAGUCCCCAGGUCCCUUCCCAAAUCUGCUACAGCUACUCUCUGUUCCCCUCCUGUGCCCACAGAGCCCCCUCCCCACCAGCAGCCGGCGGGUACAGAACCAUCCAUGUGGAUCCCCAACAGGCCUUAAAUAGUGGAAAUACUAGCAAGGGACUCCUGGCUGGGUGCCCUUGAACAAAUCGCUUCCUCUCUAGGCCCAUCUGUACAACGCGGGAGGUGGCCAGCUCCAUGGCCACCCGCGUGCUCCUCUUGGGCGUCCUGCUCCUGCUGCUGCCCACACCCGCCCCUGCCCCCUGCUUCACCGCUGCGCGGUCCGAGUGCCGGAAGGUUCGGAAGUUCGUGCCUGGCUCGUGGCUGGCCGGGGAGGGUGUGGAUGUGACCAAUCUCCGGCACUCGGGCUCCUUCCCUGUGGAUACACGGCACUUCCUACGGCCCGAUGGUACCUGCACCCUCUGCCGAAACACCCUACAAAAGGGAGCCCUGCAGCGCCUUCCCCUGGCACUCACCGACUGGCGUCCCCAGGGCUCGGGCUGCAAGCGCCGUCUGGUCAGGGCCCAGGCCAGCUCCACAGAGGCUGUGGCCAAAAGUGCAGCUUCCAGCAUCCACGAUAGCUGGCGGGUGGGGCUGGAAUUAAAUCCCAAACCCAGCACCAGCGCUCAGGUAGCAUUUGCUGGCUCGCACUCCAGGGAGGCCAAUUUUGCGGCCGAGAAGACCCACCGGGACCAGUACCGCUUCAGCACUGACACCGUGGAGUGCCACUUCUAUAGUUUCCACCUGGUGCACUCUCCACCACUCCACCCCAACUUCAAGAAGGCCCUUAGGAUACUGCCCCCCCACUUCAAUGCCUCCACCGAGCCCGACUACAACAGGCUCAUCUCCAACUAUGGCACCCACUUUAUCCGCUCCCUGGAGCUGGGGGGCAGGGCCUCUGCCCUCACCGCCCUGCGCACCUGCGAGCUGGCCCUGGAGGGUCUCACGGCCGACGAGGUGGGGGACUGCCUGGCCGUCGAGGCCGCGGUCAGCAUAGGUGGCCAGGCCAGCUCCUCAUCAGAAUUCAAGGCCUGUGAGGAGAAGAAGAAGCAGCACAAGAUGACAAACUCCUUCCACCAAUCCUACCAGGAACGCUACUCCACGGUGGUAGGCGGCCACCACACCUCCAUACCUGACCUGCUCUUUGGGAACCACGCUGGGCCCGAGCAAUUCUCAGCCUGGGUGGCCUCGCUGCUGGACAGCCCUGGCCUGGUGGACUACACCCUGGAGCCCCUGCACUUCCUUUUGAAGAAGCAGGACCCACGGCGGGAGGCCCUGAGGCAGGCCGUGAGCAAGUAUGUGUCGCACAAGGCGCGCUGGGAAAACUGCAGCCGGCCCUGCCCCCCGGGGCAGAAGAAGAGUCCCGAUAACCCCUGCCAGUGUGUGUGCCACGGCUCAAAUGUCAUCAACCAGGACUGCUGUCCCCGGCAGAGGGGCCUGGCCCGGCUGGAGGUUAUGAACUUUCAGGCAACGGGUCUGUGGGGAGAUGUGAUAACUGCCACAGACGCCUACUUAAAGGUCUUUUUCGGAGGCCAGGAGCUGAGGACCAGCACGGUGUGGAACAACAACAACCCCCGGUGGAAAACCCAGCUGGACUUCGGGGACGUGGUCCUAGCCACAGGGGGGCCCCUGAGGGUGCAGGUCUGGGACCAAGACAACGGCCGGGACGAUGAUCUCCUCGGCACCUGUGACCGAUCUCCACAGUCGGGCCUUCACCCUGUGGAGUGUCACCUGAGUCACGGCCGCCUGAAAUUUUCCUACCACGCCAAAUGCUUGCCUCACCUGACCGGGGGGACCUGCCUGGACUACGCCCCCCACGGGCUCCUGGGGGAGCCCCCCGGAAACCGGAGUGGAGCAGUGUGGUGACAGCAGGGCCGCAGGGCCGCGAGGGGCCACGUGCCGGACUGCAGGCGUUCCCACAGAGAGCGCCAGGGCCUGUCUUCGUGUCCCCGUUGGACAGAGGGAGAGCCGGCUUUUUUUCAGUGAGGUGGCUGAAGUUAGAGACCAGCCCUGAGGCUCCCUGUGCAAACGGCCUGGCUCCCGGGUGUUCUCCAGCGGGGAAAUGAGCUGUUGCGGGCAGGCCCUGCCGGCGCGGCGCAGGCCAUAGCUUAGGUCGGGAGCUGGCAGGAGGCUGCAGGCCGUUCCCGCCAGGCAGCUGUCAUUUAAGAGCUUCCCUUGCAGCCCUCUGUGACAUGGUGAGUGUGUCAUCGUGUUAGAGCUGACCCCUGGGCUCCCAGCUGCUCUGUGCGCUGUCUCCUUUGCCCACUAAACUUGUCCUCUCCGACAGACCAAGGGCCACCUUGACCUGUCUCGUUGUGUAUGCAACCUGCCAGAAAACUAAUAAAUGUGAUG